Messenger RNA from Suillus bovinus, 2775 nucleotides. RefSeq lists its product as uncharacterized. The record is from RefSeq and is a predicted model, not a curated record. Lineage: Eukaryota; Fungi; Basidiomycota; Agaricomycetes; Boletales; Suillaceae. The transcript is spliced from 11 exons. The annotation marks the transcript as partial.
AUGUAUCUCACAAUGCUACCAGAUGGAAUCCUUGACAAGGUGUCCACGAACUUCGAGAGUGUCUCAGUAGAUAACCCAACUUAUCCAUGGCCGUCAAAAGCACAUUUUAUAACAUCGCUUCUUUUCAGCUCUCCAUGCAUCCUGUUUUCUGACUCCCAGAAGAGAGCUGUGCUCAACUGGGCCAAAGGGCUCGGCACCACCAAUGUCCCGUCACUCGGUGCGAUGAAGAAGUGCCAUAAUUACCUGGAUGAGCUUGUCAGCAAUCCAACUCAGAAGAUGACAUCGUGUGCUGGUGAUGUAUUCUAUAUCAAUAACGUUGCGGAAGCAAUCGCAAAGGAUUAUGCGAAUCCACUUACACGUUUUGUGAUGCGCGAUUAUCCCGAGGACGGUGGCGAGGGGAUGUCGCAGGUCUUUAAUGGCCAGAAGAUGUUAUUCGAUCUUCUGUCACCACCGGCAGCUCGAGUGGACGGAACCGUGUACUUCACACAUGAACUGUUACAAGAUACUCCUGGAGAUUACUUCAUCCCAGAACAUUUUUUCUAUGCCUCUCCGCCUGUAGACUCAGAUGAUGACAAUGGCGAAUCCCACGAGAAUUCAGUCACAAAGCCCUUAUAUGCGCUUGGUCGUGCGGUCAAACGAACAGAGGCUGGAUUUAUUGUUAACGAGGAACAGGAGAUCAUACCCGCAUCUGCCUUCAUGCGGUCCUUUGAAGACAUUGCUGUGACUCAGGGUGAACUUGAUUGUGGCCUUACUGCCUCGUCAACUAAAUAUGCAAUGCUUUCACUAAAUCCACUGCAUGCAAAGGCAAACGGUCGCAUGGUAUAUACGGUCCCCCUCAUCAUCUUCAUGGACGACGUUUCCGGCAACAUAUCAAAACAAUGGAACAAGCACCACGCAAUCUACAUGUCAAACGCGAACCUCCCACAUGAAAUGCUGGAGAAAGAAUUCUUUGUGCGCUUCAUUACGUCCUCACCGCAUGCCGCUCCCAUGGAACUUAUGCGGGCAAUGAAACAGUCCAUUUGUGAUGCAGCUACAUCUGGGGUCGCUGCAUUGGAUUGCAAAGACAACGAAGAAGUGUUAUUGACCCCAUGCGGGCUUUUCAUUGCUGGCGACAACCCGAUGCAAGCAGAAGAAUGUAGUCAUGCAGGAUUGAACUGCAACUACUUCUGCCGGACAUGCGACAUUGGUGGAACAAAGGAGUACAAAGCUUCUAAGGAUGGCUAUAACAGCCUGUUUGCGUCAGGCAAUCUUCGAACACCAGAAGGCACUGCUGCAAACAUCCAGGAACAGUUUGAGAUGGCGCUGAAGCCUGGCGCUACUGAGAAAAUCAAGAAUUUGGUAUCGACGACAGGCGUUCGUGAUACAGCCUCGAAUUCCAUCAUUAACACUCUUGUAGAACUUGGAAAGAAGCUUCGAAAAUGUACAGUUGGCACUCAAGCAAAGUCCGAGGCUGAAGUCACAGCUGCGCUGGAGAGAGAAUUUGAAGAGCUUCUACAAGGUGACAAGCUCGAAGACACCCUCAACCCGUUAUUGGGAAUGAACGCUCCAUGCUUGAAUGCAGGAUAUAUCUGCCAUUACAAGGGUAGUCUGAUUGGAAAGCACUUCAAGAGCCUGUCGCAGGUGAUGCCAUUCAUAAUCUACGACCUCGUCCCUUCAACAGUCCUCAAUGCCUGGACAAUAAUGGGCAAACUCGUUGUACUCAUCUGGCGCACGAAGAUUCUAAAUACUGAAGCCUAUCUUGCAAACCUAUCUCGGACGAUCGAAGACUUUCUUAAUGUCACAGCACAGUGUUCCCCCAGCAUCAUCAUCAGCAAACCGAAAUUCCACUUCUUGAUCCACCUCCCAGCAUACAUCCGUCGUUUUGGACCUGCGAUUAUAUUUCCAACCGAACGCUAUGAAUCAUUCAAUCACGUUUUCCAUUUGACGUGUAUAUACAGCAACUGUCAAGCUUCGAGCUGUGACAGCUGCAGGAUAUUUGCUCAUCAAGAUAUUGUCAAACAUAUCGCUACAGGUGGAUUUUGGUAUGACUCCAAGACCUCAAAAUGGGUUCAAGGAAGUCAAGAGGUUCUUGGAUAUAUAUACGAUCACCCAGAACAGGCGCAAUUGCUUGGAUUGUCGCACCUUGUUUGUAACCCUCCUGCUGAAUCUACUAUUGGCACCAACAGAAAAACAACCAGAAAGGGUGCAGUGGCCUGGAAGAACACUCGUUGUGCGAAGAUCUUGAAGACUGCGAAGCCCAGCACUAGUUAUUUUCACGGAAAAUCGCUUGUAGCAAGCAAGGGAGAUGUUGCGCAUUUAAACAGUCAUGUUGGCUUCCGUCAAAUGACAAAUGGGCAGAUGGCAAUUGGACGAAUUCUGGAGAUUCUGAUGUCAUCCGGUGAUCCUGACAACGUGUCACACAUUGCGCUGCAGCUUUUUGCAUUUGCCGAUACGCUACAUCCCUCCGUCCAUCUCCCAUGUCUCAACCUUUUGGAUGACGAAGUGGUCAUUACAGCAGCAGAUAUCAAAUGUGUGAUCAAUCUCCAGCAUAAUUGUAUCGAUUCGCAGUGCACAGACACCCUCCAGAUGGCCAUGCAUCAAGAACAGAUCGAAACUUUGCGAACGAUACCUACCAUCCACCAUAAGUCCACUCCAAACUAUUUUCUCAAUGCCUACUCCAUUCAUAACUACAGUUAUAUCCAUCUUAUCAUUCCGGAGACGCUUCGUGAAACACCGCUAAGAGUUACUAACAUCGCAGAAGUUCGGGCAACCGCUGUACAGCACAUGAAGGAGAAG